CAUUUCAGUCUACACUAAAAAACAAAAAUCUCCAGUCCAGUAUCCUGGCAUAAAAAAGACUGGCGAUUUUGACUCUUUGUUUCCGUCGGGUUUUACCUCUCUGGUCUCAUCACUUUUACCUUUCUCCCUCUUGUUGCCGUGGGGAUUCUAAGGCUUUGAAGUCUGAAUUGAGAUUGAUUUGUCAGUGAUAGGCAAGUUGGUUUUGAGGUACUGAAUUUCUUGCAGUAGAAGGCUCACAAUGAAAAAGGCGUAAUUGUGUAGAGAUUAUUGCAACCUUAGAGCAUAUUGAGACAGCCAAAAGGGUCAGCUAACAGCAGUAAACAGGGUUGAAAGGCAGCAGCACUGGCAUCAGAUACAUCUUGUAUGAAUUGCAAAGAAUGAAUCUAAUUUUAGGGUUCAAAGUAACAAUGACUUUAAGUUUUGGCGAUUAAUCGAUACAGUUUGGGAGAAGUAUGUAUUAUCAGUUAUGCUGUGAUUGAAACAUUGACUGCUUGUCCAAUCAAGGAAUUGAGCCUCAUUGUGAAUACCUGUUUAAUUGGGAUAGUUUGCUGGAUGAUCAGGUAAUAACUACUUUUAUUGUAAGAUUAAGAACUUCCAGUUCUGAUUUGCACAAAAUUAAGGUUUCUCAAGUGAGUGCCUUAUCCUGAACCAAUCAAGAGUUCAUGUAAUGAUGUUUUCAAGAGCUGUUCCCCUACCAUGUUAUUAUCUUUUAAGUGGAAUAAUGGACUUGAUGAACAAGUAGUAAAGUAAUUGAUGAUCUUUCAUUCUGUGUCGUGUGUUCUAUUAGAGAGGUAGUUUAGGUUCUAUUAUUAAGUGACUAUGGAAUAUCUUUAUUGGAGAUAUCUGGUUUGAGGACAAACUGUACAAUGGGUGGAAGGACUAAAGAGGCCUAUGAUAGAUGCUUAGUAGCAUCACGGCAUGAUAAUUUUUGGCAGAAAACCUUGAAGAAUGUGGCCUCACUAAAGAAUGCUAAAAUAGGAAGUGAUACUAGUGUCCAGUUAAUAUCAUUUUUGUUGAAAGUUGCAGCUUUGGAUGUAGUGAGAAGGUUCUCAAAAGCAAGGGUCCCGUUCUUAUGGAGGGGGAUUCAAGGACUUCACGUUCUUAGUUGCUUACCGUUCAAAUGGAUGGAGAAAUGGAGGCCCCUUAGGAAUUUGGUCAGAGGAACUCAGAAACUGUCUGCACCAUUAUUUUUCCUUUCAAUUGCGACAAUUUUCUCCGAUCAGUCUGAUGAUCAAAAUGAUUCUCCAAACAGUCUGGCUGCUACUACAGAACUUCCUGAGUCGUCUUCUGAGAAAUCAACUUCCAGUACAAGGAGUUCUGAUGUAUCCCAGAGUUGUCGUGCGAUUUGGCUUCGAAAGGAGCUGGACAAACAUGAAAUUACUUUACCUGAAAGGAUUGAUGAAGAUGAGCUCCUCCGGUUUUAUGCUGCAUCAAAUGGUGAUUUUUCAUGCUUUCUUUCGUCAAUCAAGAAAACGAUUAGAUGGAGGGAGACAUUAUGCAUUCUUUCAACUGAGCAGUUAGAGACGUGGUGCCAUUUGGUGUUUUGGCAUGGAUAUGACAUAAAGUUUCACCCAUGCCUUGUUAUUCGACUUGGGCUUGCCUGCUCUAUGUUAGAAUCUCAUGACAGACCUCGACUUGCUCAAGCUAUGGUUUCCCAGAUAGAGCAUGGUGUACUGCAUCAUGUUAUGGAGAAAGAUCCUCGAAUUACAGUUUUGAUGGACUGUGAAGGCCUAUCAACACUCAAAUUUCCAAUGCAUAUGAUGAAAUCUUUGUCUACCCUUGUGCAAGAUCAUUUCCCAAACCGGCUCGCUACACUUUAUGUGAUCAGGCUCCCUCCAGUUGUUCGAAUAAUUGCACAAAGUUUUAUCCAAAUUCUAAAGCCUGUGACUCGAGAGAAGCUGCGAUUUGAAGGGAACACAUACUUGAGAGUCCUGAUGGAGCAAUUUGAAACAGUCCCAUCAUUUCUUGGGGGCCAAUGCUCAUGUCCAAAGUGUGCACUUAUUGAUAAUCAAAUGGGCAGUUUGACUAGGAAUAACAGAGGCCAGACCCGUGGGGCCCAAGGGAGCACGAGCAAUGGUGGGGCUCCCGAGGCUUGCGGAGAAGAUGAAGUGGAGGACCUUGGGUUUUAUCGUGAACCAUACAAUGACAGCUGUGAUCAGAUGCUUAGGACCACUAUAUUGAGCAUCCUCAUGGUGUGGAUCUUCAUUGCUUUCUAUGCGGGUAUGCGUGAUCCUGAAAGUGAUUCCUGGUUGUAGUAAUAGGGUUGUCUUUGUGCUUCUGAUAUCUAUGUUACUUUUUUGUUGCAUUAAUAGCUUGUAGUUAGUAGUAACUCCUAUUUUUUGGGCUGACCAGCAGUUCUCUCUCCUCCCCCCCCCCCCCUUAAACAAAGAAACCAGGUAUAUCUCGUAUUUUUAAAAUGCCUUGCUAUGUGUAAUCACAUUUUUGUAUUAGACUGUGAAAGAUAGUUUAGGUUUUUUUUUUUUUGUUCUUCUGGAGAAAUUUGAGGAAUAUAAUUUUGUAUAUUUUGAAAUAAAUUUGGCUGUAGCUCUUGUUCUU
Amborella trichopoda is the source of this 2556-nucleotide messenger RNA. RefSeq names its product SEC14 cytosolic factor family protein / phosphoglyceride transfer family protein. NCBI's taxonomy places the organism in Eukaryota, Viridiplantae, Streptophyta, Magnoliopsida, Amborellales, Amborellaceae. The record is from RefSeq and is a predicted model, not a curated record.